AUGUUAAGCCAAGGAAUAUGCGUGGUGUCAACUGUCAAGUCAUGUAGAAUGUUGAUGUCUGCUUCUGAUUCAAAGCAUGAGAAUGUUGAACUUCUGUUCCCUCCAGAGGAAGCAAAUCCUGGUGAAAGAAUAUGGUUUGGAUCUGAAAAUGAAAAGGACAAUCAACCUGGAGCUGCCAAACCGAAUCAGAUACAAAAGAAAAAGAUAUGGGAACUGGUGCAGCCUCAUCUUAAGACAGGUGUUUCUUGUACGACGAUGUUAGGUGACCAUGUAAUGCGUACAUCUGUAGGCACAGUGGCAUGCCAGUCUUUGCAAAAUGCAAAUAUCUCCUGA
Messenger RNA from Lathyrus sativus (Indian pea), 333 nucleotides. The record is from the annotation of a GenBank genome assembly. Lineage: Eukaryota; Viridiplantae; Streptophyta; Magnoliopsida; Fabales; Fabaceae.